Diaporthe citri is the source of this 1158-nucleotide messenger RNA. RefSeq lists its product as uncharacterized. The record is from RefSeq and is a predicted model, not a curated record. Lineage: Eukaryota; Fungi; Ascomycota; Sordariomycetes; Diaporthales; Diaporthaceae. Bases 1 to 1158 code for a protein of 385 amino acids. The transcript is spliced from 7 exons. Gene Ontology annotation, molecular function: oxidoreductase activity.
AUGUAUGUUCGAGGCUUCUUCCUGAGCGUCACAUGGUCCCUGCUGUGGCUGGCUGCUCCUGUCUCGGCUGGGUUGUACCCUGAAGAUGCUGUUGACCGUCUCGCCGCGAUAGGCCUGGACAAUCUUGAACAUUAUGUCAACAACCAAUCAUCCACCAGAAAGUGCACCCUCGAGACAGCUGUGAAGCGUCGUGAAUGGAGCGAUCUCAGCGUCCCCGAGCGAGAAGAUUACACCAAGGCUGUCCUCUGCCUGCAGUCACUGCCAUCCAGACAUGACAGUGCUAAAGUCCCAGGAGCUAAGAGCAGGUUUGAUGACUUUGUCGCAGUGCACAUCGCAUUGACCCCUUCGGUCCACGGAACUGCGAACUUCCUGGGGUGGCACCGGGUCUAUAUGUGGUUGUACGAGAAUGCUUUACGAGACGAGUGUGGGUACAAGGGCUACCAACCUUACAACAACUGGGCCCGGUACGCGGCCGACCCCGCUCACUCUCCCAUAUUCAAUGGCAACGCAUCGAGCAUGUCUGGAAACGGGCUCAAAUUUACAUACGAUGGUGUCUUUGCUGGCGCCGGCCGCAUACCCCCAGAUGAGGGUGGUGGCUGUGUGACUGAAGGGCCGUUUCGGAAUAUGUCCGUGAAUCUAGGACCUAUUGCUCCUGGCUCACCUUCACUUAAAGUACCAGCCAAUCCCCAACGUGACGGCCUCGGUCACAACCCCAGAUGUCUCCGACGCGAUAUCAACAGAUAUAGUGCCGCACACACCUCGGCCAACUAUACUGAAGCACUCAUAACAAACAGCAGCGACGUAGGAACGUUUCAAGACAGAAUGCAGGGCGCCGGCCUGAGGGAUACAUUGGGUAUACACAUAGGAGGUCACUACACUAUUGGCGGAGACCCUGGAGGUGACUUCUUUGUGUCUCCUGGAGACCCAGCCUUCUACUUGCAUCACAGCAUGAUCGAUCGCGUCUGGUGGAUCUGGCAGAACCAGAAACUACCAUCGAGGCUGAGCGAAAUCACGGGCGGCACUACAAUGGGCGGCUUCCCACCUAGCAAGAACGGGACUCUGGAGGACGACAUAGAGUACGGUGUGCUGGGUGACAAGCUUAAGCUUAAGGAUGCACUCGAUACCAUGGCAGGACCUUUUUGUUAUAUCUAUGUCUAG